AACUUUGUGUGAACUAAUUGAUCUGCUGCGGCGGCGUUGAGGAGGUAGCAGGCUGCCGACGGGCAGCAGGGAUCCUAUAAAGCCGCGCGCCGACAUCCUCCGCAUUCAGAAGCGAACCCGCGUCCUGGAGUCUGCAGCAGCCGAGAGCAGAACUAGAACUAGAACCAGACGCAGCCAGUUGUUCCAGAAGGGAUUCAAUCACCACAACAUGGCUCUAAGUACGCUGCUGGCCACCGUGCUGUGCACCAUCGUGCUGCCCGUGCUGCUGUUCCUGGUGGCCGUGAAGCUGUGGGAGGUGUACCUUAUCCGGGGCCGGGACCCGAGCUGUCCUAGACCGUUGCCCCCCGGCUCCAUGGGGCUGCCCUUCCUCGGGGAGACCCUGCAGCUGCUGCUCCAGAGGAGGAAGUUCCUGCGGAUGAAGCGGCAGAAGUACGGCUACAUCUACCGCACGCACCUCUUCGGCAGUCCGACGGUGCGCGUCACCGGGGCGGACAACGUGCGGCAGAUCCUGCUGGGGGAGCACCGGCUGGUGGCGGCGCAGUGGCCCGCCUCGGUGCGCACCAUCCUGGGCUCCGACACCCUCUCCAACGUACACGGCGCGCAGCACAAGUCCAAGAAGAAGGCCAUCAUGCGGGCAUUUUCCCGGGACGCCCUGGAGCAGUACGUGCCGGUGAUCCAGGAGGAGGUGCGUGCCGCCGUGCGGGACUGGCUGCAGCGGGACCCGUGCGUGCUGGUCUACCCCGAGAUGAAGCGCCUCAUGUUCCGCAUCGCCAUGCGAAUCCUGCUGGGCUUCGACCCGGAGCAGAUCCGCACGGAUGAGCAGCAGCUGGUCGAGGCCUUCGAGGAGAUGAUCAAGAACCUGUUCUCGCUGCCAAUCGACGUCCCGUUCAGCGGCCUGUACCGGGGCUUGAAGGCCAGGAACUUCAUCCACUCCAAGAUCGAGGAGAACAUCAGGAAGAAACUCGAGGAGGACUCUGAGGGGCUGGGCUGUAAACACCGAGACGCCCUACAGCAGCUCAUCGACAGCAGCAAGAACAACGCAGAGCCCUUCAGCAUGCAGGCCAUCAAGGAGUCCGCCACGGAGCUCUUGUUCGGGGGCCACGAGACCACGGCCAGCACGGCCACCUCCCUGGUCAUGUUCCUGGGCCUCCACACGGAGGUUGUGGAGCGCCUGAGGCAGGAGCUGGUGGGCCUGCAGGAGGAGCGCGGGGUGGACCUGCAGAACCUCACCAUGGAGACCCUGGACCAGCUCCAGUACACGGGCUGCGUCAUCAAGGAGACCCUCAGGAUCAACCCCCCCGUCCCCGGGGGCUUCCGCGUGGCCCUGAAGACCUUUGAGCUCAACGGCUACCAGAUUCCCAAGGGCUGGAACGUCAUCUACAGCAUCUGUGACACGCACGACGUGGCCGAGAUCCCCAACAAGGAGGACUUCCAGCCGGAGCGCUUCAUGGCCACGCCCUCAGGGGAGGCCGGCUCCUCCUCCUCCUCCUCCUCCUCCCGCUUCCAGUACAUCCCCUUCGGGGGGGGGUCCCGGAUGUGCGUGGGGAAGGAGUUUGCCAAGGUGCUGCUGAAGAUCUUCCUGGUGGAAGUGGUGACUCAGUGCAAUUGGACCCUUCUUAACGGACCGCCCACCAUGAAGACCGCCCCUACAGUGUACCCCGUAGAUCACCUCCCCACCAAGUUCUCCCCCUACGUCCCCAACUAGUCCUCCUACUACACAGAGAGCCACCUUGUACAUAUGUUUUCAUACUAAGAGAUUUAACAGUGGGAAAGAGUAUAUAGAGUAGUUUUUCUAAAAUGUUGAGCCACAAAGUCUGUAAUUACACUUUUAAUACUGACUGCAUUGCUGCUUGUUUUUGGCCUAUUGUACAGAUGAAAGGUUGUAGAUGAAAUGUAUAUAACUAUAUUUUUGUGUGUGUGUGUGUGUGUGUGUGUGUGUGUGUGUGUGUGUGUGUGUGUGUGUGUGUGUGUGUGUGUGUGUGUGUGUGUGUGUGUGUGUGUGUGUGUGUGUG
Gadus morhua (Atlantic cod) is the source of this 2012-nucleotide messenger RNA. It is a transcript of the gene cyp26a1, whose product is annotated as cytochrome P450, family 26, subfamily A, polypeptide 1. Gene Ontology annotation, biological process: sterol metabolic process. Bases 209 to 1705 code for a protein of 498 amino acids. Lineage: Eukaryota; Metazoa; Chordata; Actinopteri; Gadiformes; Gadidae. The record is from RefSeq and is a predicted model, not a curated record. Gene Ontology annotation, molecular function: heme binding; iron ion binding; oxidoreductase activity, acting on paired donors, with incorporation or reduction of molecular oxygen. The transcript is spliced from 6 exons.